Molecule: messenger RNA, 522 nt
Organism: Amorphotheca resinae ATCC 22711
Lineage: Eukaryota; Fungi; Ascomycota; Leotiomycetes; Helotiales; Amorphothecaceae
Exons: 1
Coding region: 1-522 (173 amino acids)
Source: RefSeq, a predicted model, not a curated record
AUGACAAUCUUCCCACGACUAGCACGACUGGGUAUAUUACAGUUUACUGGGAGUGCGCGUUGCGAGGCUUGGUGUCAGUUGGUGAGAGCCAUGCUAGUCGGGCUACCCCCACCGUUAUGCCGUUGCAAGGCUUCAGCAGCCAAACGGCAGCCGGCCAUGCAACAACCGGGGCCUGGAAGAGGUGUGCGGCAGACGCUGCCCCUGGCCAGUGCUGUAUCAACAGCUGCGCUACAGGGCUCAUCCUCAGGGUUCGCGGCAGACGCAUGGCUCCCCCCUUGGCUGAAGGCUACCAGGGAGGAGGGGUCGUUGGCUUCCCCGAAGCCCCCUUCUGUCUGCAGAGGCUGCACUGCUGGUUGGUACGGAGGUACUGAGGUCCUGGGUGCUGUCGUUGGAGGAGGGAGACUACGGAGUACGAUACUCGGCCAGCUGAACAGAAUGCAGAGGAGAAACAGCAGCCAGCAGGAGGACAGGAAAGCAGGAAAGCAGGAGACCAGGAGAGCAGAACAGAGGACGAUACAGUAG